GGAAGGGUGUGUCUAGGACCCAUUUGGCCCACUUGGACAGAGAUCUUUUUUGGCAGAAGGGGGGAGCUGCCUGUAGCCAUUUCCUGUGAUCCCCAGUGCUAUUUCCCGCAUCUUGACUACCACUCUGUCUGUUGAGUUGGAGCAGCGACUCUCUGGUGCCCCACUAGCUGAGUCUGGCUCGGUUAUGAGUGUGGUUGGGGCGCACAGCUAUUGCAUCGUGUCCUCGGAGGAAGAAGGCCUGUGUCUCGGUGCCAUGCCUGCUGUCACAAUGGGCAACGGCUUCGGCAACGGCAAGAUCCACACGAUGCGCCGCAAGUGCCGCAGUCGCUUCGUGAACAAGAACGGCCAGUGCAAUGUGCGCUUCUCGCACAUGGAUGAGAAGUCGCAGCGCUACAUGUCAGACAUCUUCACCACAUGUGUGGACAUCCGCUGGCGCUGGAUGUUCCUGAUGUUCACACUGGUGUUUGUGGUGUCCUGGCUGGCAUUCGGCCUGGCCUUCUGGGUCAUCGCUUUGCUUCAUGGGGAUAUGGACAACCCGGGUGGUGGAGACGAUAACUUCAGCCCCUGCGUCCUGCAGGUCAACAGCUUCGUGGCCGCCUUCCUGUUCUCUGUGGAGACCCAGACCACCAUUGGUUAUGGCUUCCGCUGCGUGACGGAGGAGUGCCCCUCGGCUGUCUUCAUGGUGGUCUUCCAGUCCAUCUUCGGCUGCAUCAUCGACUCCUUCAUGAUUGGCGCCAUCUUAGCCAAGAUGGCGCGGCCUAAGAAGCGUGCAGAGACGCUGCUUUUCAGCAACAAUGCAGUGAUCGCCAUGCGUGACGGGAAGCUGUGCCUUAUGUGGAGGGUGGGCAACUUGAGGAAGAGCCACAUGGUGGAGGCCCAUGUCCGGGCCCAGCUCAUCAAACCUCGCAUCACCGAGGAGGGUGAGUACAUCCCCCUGGACCAGAUCGACAUCAACGUAGGGUAUGACAUGGGCAUCGACCGCAUCUUCCUGGUCUCCCCGCUCACCAUUGUGCACGAGAUUGAUGAGGAAAGCCCCCUGUUUGGCAUCAGCAAGCAGGACCUAGAGUUGUCUGACUUUGAGAUAGUGGUGAUACUUGAAGGGAUGGUGGAAGCCACAGCCAUGACAGCGCAAGCUCGCAGCUCCUACCUGUCCUCAGAGAUCCUGUGGGGUCACCGCUUUGAGCCUGUCGUCUUUGAGGAGAAGAGCCAGUACAAAGUGGAUUACGCUCACUUCCACAAAACCUUUGAGGUGCCGUCCACCCCCCAGUGCAGUGCCAAGGACAUGGCGGAGAUAGAGGACGAGGACAAGGAUCCUACGCCCACCGACAACUCUUUCUGCUAUGAGAAUGAGCUGGCUUUUAUCAGCCGGGACGAGGAAGAGGAUGAGGAGGGGAAGCAGGAUAUGGACAGGGUGCCAGAGCUAGAGAGACUGGAGGCCACCGUCGGCCUAGACCAGAGGUCAUAUCAUAGAGAAUCAGAGAUAUGACCUUAGACCUUUGUCAAUAUUUUUCUUGUUACUCAGUUCUAGCGGGUUGUUUUCCAUGUGAAUACAUGCAGAGUAAUGCAUGUGCCAUAUAAAAACCAUGACUUGUUAGCAUCCCUCUACAGCCAUAAGGAAAGAGGAAAUCACUCUAGUCAGACUAGAAACAGCCAGGAGUGGAGACAGCAGUGCUGCUUCCUCAUAGCAUGGAAUAACAGGAACGUUCAUAAAAAGACCCCUCUCUCUUUAGGAAAACUUGAAAUAUUUUGGUCAUGAGAUAGUUUGAGGUAGGAGCUUUAUAUAAUGCAAUAUUCAUUGUCUAUUAGGAAAUAAUAUCUUAGCUAUAAAAAAAUAGAGAGAGAUUUCGUAGUAAAGUGUGUGAAGUAUUUCCAACAGAUCAAGAGGGUAUUUUGGGGGAUUCUUAUAACUGCCCUGUAUUGUAGUUUACAGAGUCAGUCAAAGAGGGAGAGUGUGUUGGAAAUAGAAACACUGGAUACCUACUGAUGUUUAGCUAAACAUUUUCUAUAUGCACACCUGUAGUUUUAAAGGUGCUUUCCAUAAAUACUGCCUGUAGCUAAUUAGCUAUUUGAAAAAUAUAUGAAACAUAACCUUCACAUUGGAAAAAUACAGUGAUUAAAUGCAUAAAUGUGCAUUGUGUAUUUUGCAUUUCUAUGCAAUUUGAAUCACUUAGAAAGUAAACAAUUUAUAUUAUGAAAGUAGCAUUUGUUAUAUUACUGGGAACCUACACUACCGUUCAAAAGUUUGGGGUCACUUGUUU
Oncorhynchus tshawytscha (Chinook salmon) is the source of this 2258-nucleotide messenger RNA. RefSeq names its product ATP-sensitive inward rectifier potassium channel 12-like. Gene Ontology annotation, molecular function: inward rectifier potassium channel activity. The record is from RefSeq and is a predicted model, not a curated record. The transcript has a single exon. NCBI's taxonomy places the organism in Eukaryota, Metazoa, Chordata, Actinopteri, Salmoniformes, Salmonidae. The coding region runs from base 185 to 1486 and encodes 433 amino acids. Gene Ontology annotation, cellular component: plasma membrane. Gene Ontology annotation, biological process: regulation of monoatomic ion transmembrane transport; potassium ion import across plasma membrane.